This is a messenger RNA of Stegastes partitus (bicolor damselfish), 5997 nucleotides long. It is a transcript of the gene pik3cd, whose product is annotated as phosphatidylinositol-4,5-bisphosphate 3-kinase, catalytic subunit delta. Gene Ontology annotation, biological process: phosphatidylinositol-mediated signaling; phosphatidylinositol 3-kinase/protein kinase B signal transduction; phosphatidylinositol-3-phosphate biosynthetic process. The coding region runs from base 274 to 3399 and encodes 1041 amino acids. Lineage: Eukaryota; Metazoa; Chordata; Actinopteri; Pomacentridae. The record is from RefSeq and is a predicted model, not a curated record. Gene Ontology annotation, cellular component: phosphatidylinositol 3-kinase complex; plasma membrane; cytoplasm. The transcript is spliced from 23 exons. Gene Ontology annotation, molecular function: 1-phosphatidylinositol-4-phosphate 3-kinase activity; 1-phosphatidylinositol-3-kinase activity.
AACAACAUCACCGCAUGAAUGAGAGCGCAGCGGACCGAGGCAGGGACACUGUUCACCGCCGCACAUGAACCGCGGACGAGCGCUCGGUCCGUUUGAGCUGGAUUUAUAACGCCUCACCUCACUCCGUAUUGAUCCGCAGCCUGCAGCCGCCGGAGCAGGACAUGUCACGUUGAUGUUACAGCCUCCAUCUUCGCCGCAAGAAGAAGCAUGAAGAGAUGACCGGAUUGUAGAGCUGACAGCGGAGGAGCUGACAGUAAAUGAGAGGCCGUCACCAUGCCCCCGGGGAAGUAUGGGAUGCAGGAGGAAUGGGAGAAGGAGGAGGACCAGCAGAUCACCAUGGACUUCCUGCUGCCUACCGGGAUCUUCCUCAGAUUCCCUGUGUCUCGAAACGACACCAUCAAAAACAUCAAAAAAAUGGUUUGGAAGAAUGCCAGAAGCGAGGCCAUGUACAGCGGACUGGGUGAUCCUGACGGCUACGUCUUCACCUGCAUCAAACAGACGGCAGAAAGCGAAGAACUGGAGGAAGAAUCGAGGCGUUUGAGCGACGUACGGCCCUUCAUGUUUGUUCUGAGGCUGGUGGCGAGGGAAGGCGACCGGGUGGAGAAGCUCACCAACACCCAGAUCAGCCAGCUGAUCGGCAAAGGUCUGCAUGAGUUUGAAGCCCAGAAGAACCAUGAGGUGGACGAGUUUCGGACCAAGAUGCGCGCGUUCUGCGAAGAGAAGGCUCAGGAGCGGGAGAGUUUACCGUGGCAGCAGUGGAUGGAGUACAGCUUCCCGUGCGAGCUGGAGCCAUGCUGCUCACCGCCGGACAGCUGGAGCAUGAAAUCAAAGAAGAGCAAAAAGAUUUUCGUCCAAAUCAAGUUCGAGGCUAGUCAGGAAAGCUUCAUGCUGCAGCAGGACCCUCACGACCUCCCGGUGGCCCUCAUGAAGAGCGCCCUGAAGAAGAAGGCCACCGUGUUCCGCUCUCUGCGGCAGGAACCAGAGGACUACACCCUACAGGUCAACGGGAGAUGGGAGUUCAUCUAUGGGAAACACCCGCUGUGUCAGUUCAAAUACAUUUUCUCGUGCCUGAGAAAUGGUCAGAACCCUCACCUCACCAUGACUCACUACUCCACCAUCGCCAAAUAUAAGGAGGAGCAGACCAAAGUGUGCAGCCAGGCGUCCAAGAGUCGGUCCCUGUCCAGACCUCCUCCUCUACCCCUCAAGAAGCAGAACACCUCGUCUCUCUGGUCCAUCAAUGAGCCUUUCUACAUUCACCUGCUGCAGGGCAGCCGAGUCAAUGCAGACGAAGGAAUGAAGCUGGUGGUGCAGGCCGGCCUGUUCCAUGGCAGCGAGCUACUCUGUAAGGUGGUGACGAGCUCCGAGGUGACAGUUUGCUCUGAGCCGCUGUGGGAUCAAAAGCUGGAGUUUGACAUCAACGUGGCCGACCUGCCUCGCAUGAGCCGCCUAUGCUUCGCGCUCUACGCCGUCAUCGAGAAGGCCAAGAAACCCCGCGGCACCAAAAAGAAGAAUAAGAAAGCGGAUUGUCCGAUAGCCUGGGUGAACACCAUGGUGUUCGACUACAAGGACCAGCUAAAGACUGGGGAGUUCCUCUUGUCCACAUGGCCAUCUGUUCCCGACGACAAAAGUGACCUGCUGAACCCAAUGGGAACAGUGGAGAAGAACCCCAACGUGGACAGCGCCGCCGGGCUUCUCAUUCGCUUCCCCAACAUCCGUCCACAUCCUCUCUAUUACCCUCCUCUAGACAAGAUAAGUGACAUAGAGAAAAAUGGCGACGCAGUUUAUGUCACUAAAGACGAGUACGUAAGACUAAAAGAAAUUAUGGACAACAAAAACUACACCGAGUUUUUCGAGGAUGAGAAAGAGCUCCUGUGGAAGCUUCGCACCGAUGUCCGGGACCGGUAUCCUGAAAGUCUGUCCAAGCUGCUCCUCAUCACCAAGUGGAACAAGCGUGAGGACGUAGUUCAGAUGGUGAGCUUGCUGAGGCACUGGCCGGACCUUCCUGCCAUCUCUGCCUUGGAGCUCUUAGACUACAGUUUUCCCGACCCAGCGGUCCGUUCUUUCACCAUCAGAUGCCUCAAGAAGCUCAGCGAUGAUGAACUGCUACAGUACUUACUCCAGCUGGUCCAGGUCCUGAAGUACGAGUCCUACAUGGACUGUGACCUCACCACUUUCCUGCUAGAGCGGGCUUUGUCCAACAGGAGGAUAGGACACUUUCUGUUUUGGCAUCUCAGGUCAGAGAUUCACGUGGCCUCCGUCAGUCUGCGUUUUGGCCUGAUUCUUGAGGCCUACUGCAGGGGAGACAUCCACCACAUCAAGCUCCUCACCAAACAGAAUGAAGCUCUGGGCAAAAUGAAGGCCCUGAGUGACAUCGUGAAGUCGGGCUCCCAGAAGAUGACGGUAGAGGACCUGAAGCUGUGCAUUAGACAGGAGUCCUACCUGGACGCCCUGUCAGACCUGUACUCCCCACUCAACCCCAGCAUCUUACUCCCUGAGAUCUGUGCAGAAAAGUGCAGAUUUAUGGACUCCAAGAUGAAACCACUCUGGCUGAUGUAUGUAAACCCCGCCAUCCAAGGAGACAUGAUCGGCAUCAUCUUCAAAAAUGGGGAUGAUCUUCGACAAGACAUGUUGACCCUGCAGAUGAUCCAGCUCAUGGAGAACUUGUGGAAGAAAGAAGGCCUGGAUCUCAGGAUGAUCCCAUAUGGCUGCUUGUCCACUGGAAACAAAAUGGGGCUCAUCGAGGUAGUGAAGAACUCAGACACCAUUGCCAAUAUCCAGCGUAACAGCACUAACAAUGCUGCUACCGCUGCCUUCAACAAGGACGCUUUGCUCAACUGGCUCAAAUCUAAGAACCCUGAGGACAAACUUGAGCAAGCGAUAGAGGAGUUCACGCUGUCCUGCGCUGGCUACUGUGUAGCUACUUAUGUGUUGGGCAUUGGAGAUCGUCACAACGACAACAUCAUGAUCAGGGAAACUGGGCAGCUGUUCCACAUUGACUUUGGGCAUUUCCUUGGAAACUUCAAGCGGAAACUUGGGAUCAAUAGGGAGCGUGUGCCUUUUAUCCUGACAUAUGACUUUGUCCAUGUAAUCCAGGAAGGAAAGACGAACAACAGCGAGAAGUUUGAGAGGUUCAGGGAGUACUGUGAGCAGGCCUACAAGAUCCUGUGUCGGAACGGGACGUUGUUCGUCAACCUCUUUGCUAUGAUGAAGGCAGCAGGGCUACCGGAGCUCACCUCCUUUAAAGAUAUCCAGUAUCUAAAGGAUUGUUUAGCGUUGGGUAAAUCCGAAGAUGAGGCGCUGAAGAAUUUCAAAGUAAAGUUCAAUGAAGCUUUGCGGGAGAGCUGGAAGACCAAGGUAAACUGGAUGAUGCACUCCAUGGCCAAAGAUAAUAGACCGUGAAAGAACACUGAACCAAUGAAACCUGAGGACCAGCCAAAAGAUUCAUAGAUUUUAACUUAUAGACAUGAAAAAGGGAAGAAAACAGUUGAAUAUUUUGCAUUGUGAACGACAUUCAAAGACAGACCUUUGCAAAUGUUUACAUCUCACUGGCCUGUCUGUGGUGAGUAACAGCGAAGCAGAGGCAUCCAAAGACAAUGAGAUAAUCAUGAAGCGUCAGUGCAGCGCAAAUAUUUUCACAGCGAAGGAAAUCCAUCACACUCAUCUUUCACCCAUCUGUCAGUGGAAUGUCUCUGCCUUGGGGGCGUAUCAACCCAGAUAAUAAACGUGUUUUUGAUUUUUGAAAUCGCUACUUGAAAAACCACCCGCUCAUGCAAAGUGUCAUGAAUCACUGAAACAGAAAGUUCACCUCGCCGGCUGCAUUACUCAGCAGGGAGAGAGCUGCAAACAAACUUUAUGACAACUUUGAACGACGCCGUGCAGUCGCAAAAUACAAUACCAGGGCGGCAGUUUCACCUCAAGACUUGGGUACCGUUUACAAUCCUCGAUUGCUGUGUCAUUUCCUUUCAUUUCAACUGCCUCUUUGCAAUCGUGUCUUGUUUUCUUUUCUUUUUUUUUAUUGUAUUUUUAUUUAAUUUGGUAAUUUUAAAGUAAGAUGUAAAAGACGUAAUGUGUCGUGUUGCACUGCUUCGACAUUUUAAUGUAAUAUUGCCUUGAAGUACAAUAUGUUGCCUUUGGAGUGCCAAUACACAUGAAGCAUUGUAACAUUUACAGUUUAUUGUAAAAUGAGAAAAUAUAAGGAGUUUUAUUUUGAUUAUGUGCCUGUGUGCCAGGAUGUGUUGUCCAGCAAAUCUUUACUAAACAGCUACUACACGUUGAAGGAGUAAUAUGCUAUUUUAGGGAAUAUGUUCAGUUGCCAUUUUGCUUAAAUGACAGGGUCAAUACUACUCUCAUGUAUGUCAAUGAUACUGGAGCCGCCAGCAACCUUUAGCUCAGCUUAGCACACAGCCUGGAAACAAUAAGAACCAGCUAACUUGCUUCUGCCCAGAGUAAGAGUCAAUCUGCCUGCCUGCACCUCGAAAUAUGACAUCUUAAUUAGUAAACCUUAAAGGUGCUGCUUGGCAGAUUGUUUUGUCCUUUGGACGGGGCCUUUUACUUUAUUUAUGCAAAGCCAAGCAAACGUCUCUUGGCUCCAGCUACAUAUUUAACAAACUCAAUGUGAGUGGUAUUGAUUUUUCUUUUUGAUUUUCAAAAUGUCUAACUAUUCCUUUAAUGACUGCCACUGGCAACUGGAGAAGGAAAUGAUCUCAUGCACUAUAGGCAGAGAUGCCAUACAUGUUGGGUCAAAGGGAGUGAGGCAAAAUAUUGAUUACAUGCUUCAGUAACUAGGACAAUCUGUGGACUCAUUUUAACCCUUUUGGUUGUGUUUCCCAAAAUGUGGUACCAUUCACAUGUCUCUCUAGGAAGCGUAACUCAUUUCAUAAGAUGCAGUAUGUGUGUUUGUGUGUACGCAUAUUUGUGUGGAUGUGUUCUCUGAUAUUUAAGUUAUGCAGUCUGCCAUACAUUGCAUUUUUUGGGUGAAUGUGCCAGGUGCCAUGAAAGAGAUUUCAUGCUUGUAGUGUCAAACACCUCCAUGCUUUGACAUAUCUAAUGCUGUUUGUCAGUUAAAGUGAGCCACAAUGCUGUAUGACUUCAAUGUAUGGUGCAUUCAGAUCACUUUACAUGCUGUAUAUCCUGCUGUCACUCCUGCAAGGACCACUUGAAUGAAAGCAGAUUAUAUGCCUUUCAUAGCCUCUAUUUUAUUUUGCAGAACAGUCAAAAUGGUCUCAUCUUUUUUUAUGAGUCUCAGUACAAUGAUGACUUAAAGAAGAGCAAGUGUAGCUGUAGAUUACACAGCACCAAGAUUUAAAUAUCUUAAGCUACUGAAAUAUUCACUGUGGAAUAGACUUUCAGUAUGGGUCAUCAAUGUCCCCAAAUAUGGUCUCAAGUAAACACUGUUGUGUUAAGCCAACAGGAAUGAUCUUUUGCAAAUCGUAAAAAAAAAAAUAAAAUACUGCUGUUGCAUUUGAAUUUAUGAAAUCUAUCAAAUGGUACAAGUCCUUUAAGGCUCAGGCCUGAUUUAAAUGUGUGCAGCUAAAGCAGAUAAAUUGUCCGGUCAACACAGCAGACAUGUCCUUUAACUGCACUGUGUGUUGUUUUUUUUCAAACACAUUUUGCUUUAAUGCUGUCGGGAGGGAAAAACAUAUGCUCAAUGAACAGUUUGCAACGGGAGAGCUCACUGUGGCUUUCUAGGAUGCAGGCCAUUUGUUAGCUUAAUGUUCUGCCUAAUUUUUUUGCAGCUUAAAAUAGGCUGAUUAAUCGGAUGAAGGCCAGAGCCAUCAAAGCCACUCCUACUUUCUAUUUUUCCCCUGGAGUAUCCCCCCACUAUUUUAGAGCGGUGGCCUUCUGUACAGGUCUGCAGGAGAUCACGCUGUGGAGUUUUGGGAAUAUGUCAGUCUGUUGUGCAAAAAUAAAAUAACAAUUUGAUGUAUUCAUCAGCGCAGAAUGGUCCGAUCAGGGCCCGUCUUGUUUUUAAUAAACACACUCAGUGUAGCUUCCAUA